This is a messenger RNA of Anguilla rostrata (American eel), 1283 nucleotides long. RefSeq names its product 15-hydroxyprostaglandin dehydrogenase [NAD(+)]-like. The transcript has 8 exons. Lineage: Eukaryota; Metazoa; Chordata; Actinopteri; Anguilliformes; Anguillidae. The record is from RefSeq and is a predicted model, not a curated record. Gene Ontology annotation, cellular component: cytoplasm. The coding region runs from base 218 to 1030 and encodes 270 amino acids. Gene Ontology annotation, molecular function: oxidoreductase activity, acting on the CH-OH group of donors, NAD or NADP as acceptor.
AAAACGUAUUCCCCAGUAUUUCGACAGCAUCUAAGGGCGGCAGUCGUCUUGGUUUGUCACUCCCAUAUCUGACACAUCCCGUACGACCUGAAAAUUCACUUAUAACUCUCGACAAAGGGUAAGCUCUCUAACAACAAGUGCCUUUUUUGGCAGUUCAAAACAAUAUUAUAAUCAAAUUCAGUCUGAAGUGGAUAAGUAGCCUAUAAGUGAGAAAGUUAUGGCGUUAAGUGGUAAGAUAGCUCUUGUUACCGGUGCCAGUCAAGGUUUGGGCAAAGGCUUUUCUGACAUUCUUCUGAAAAAUGGAGCGAAGGUGGCACUGUUGGACAUUAAUGAAAAUGCUGGGAAAAACGCCAAAGCGGAUUUUGAUAAAGAGUAUGGAAAAGAUCGCAACAUUUUCUUGACAUGCGACGUGACCUCAAAUGCACAACUGAAAGAUGCAUUCCAAAAAACCAUCGAAAAGUUUGGCAGAAUCGACAUUGUAAGCAACAAUGCAGGGAUUGUGGAUGAGACUAACUGGGAGAAAACGGUGGAAGUAAAUCUGAAUGGAGUGAUUAGGGGCACCUAUCUGGCACUUCAGCACAUGAAGAAGGGGAGUGGAGGAGGAGGAGAAGGAGGAGUAAUAAUUAACACAUCUUCCAUGGCAGGGCUGGGUCCCCUCUUAACCUCUCCUGUCUACACAGCCAGCAAACAUGGAGUCGUUGGGUUCACCAGGGCGAUGGCAGAAGCCUCGAGUGUGAGUGGUUAUGGUGUUAGGAUCAACGCCUUCUGUCCCUCUUUCGUCAAAACUCCCAUCCUCGAUUUUAUGACGAAUGAAAAGGCAGCAGGACAGCUUGGCCAUCUCCAGCAUUUGUCCGAUAAAAUUUUAGCGAAGACUGGCAUACUCGAGGUGCCAGCGGUUGCUGAGAGGUUCCUGCAGCUGGUGACGGACGAGGAAAAGAACGGGGCGGUGAUGAUGGUCACACAGGAAUGCACUGCCUACAUGAAUUUUCCAAAAGAUUUUAAGGACGCACCCAAGACCAUUCUCCCCUGAAUCUUUGUUAAAGAAACUCUGCAAGUUCACUUGAAUUUCAUUUUUCUAUAAACACCGAAAAAAUGUCACAAUAUGUCCGGUGAGAACAUUAAGGAUGCGACCUGUUCAAGCAGGAACAUGAUGUGUUUCUGUUUGUGGGCAAUGCAGUAUCUGUGCCUUUUGCAAUAUUGUAGUUUUUUUUCCAGUUUUGGAUACACUGAUAAUACCACCGUACUGUACUGUAUAAUGUAUAAAAAAAUAUAUAGUACCAGCA